AUGUUUCGCAGGGACCUUUCUCCUUCUCCUCCUUCUCUUCCUCCUCCCCUUUCUCUUGCAGAUUUCUACGCCUCUCUCCUCCAGACAAGUCUGAAAAACAAAGACCCUGUUUCUGGAAAAUCAGUUCAUGCUCUAGUAGUCAAAACUAGUCUUCACCUCGGUGUGUUCUUGAUGAACAAUCUGAUCAAUUUCUAUGCAAAAUCCGGAUUAAUAUCUGAUGCCCACCGUCUAUUCCAUGAAAUGCCUGUCAAGAAUAACUUUUCAUGGAACAUUUUACUUUCAGCAUAUGCGAAACAAGGUAGGAUUAACACAGCGCGUCAAGUAUUUGAGGAAAUGCCUUACCGUGACUCGGUGUCAUGGUCUGUGUUGAUCGUGGGUCAUAAUCAAAUGGGCUUCUUUGAAGAUGCAAUUCGGAUUUUUCUAGACAUGAUUUCUUCUAGAGUUACACCCACACAGUUUACAUUUACUAAUAUUCUGGCCUCUUGUGCUGCCAUGGAAGCUUUGGAUAUAGGCAAGAAGGUUCAUUCCUUUAUUGUUAAACUUGGGUUGAGUAGCUACAUUCCAGUGGCGAAUUCCCUCCUUAACAUGUAUGGAAAAUCUGGGGAUCAAACAAUGGCAAAGAUUGUUUUUGAUAGGAUGAGAUUGAGGAGCACAUCAAGUUGGAAUGCUAUGAUUUCGUUGCACACUCAAUCUGACCGUAUCGAUCUUGCUCUUGCCCUAUUUGAGCAAAUGACAGAACGAGAUAUUGUUUCUUGGAACUCGAUAAUUGCAGGCUACAAUCAACACGGAUAUGAUCGGGAUGCUUUGACUUUCUUCACAAGAAUGCUAAAAGAAUACUUUGUAAAUCCUGAUACCUUCACAUUUGUUAGUUCUCUGUCAGCUUGUGGGAAUCUGGAGAUGUUGAAACAUGGGAAACAAAUUCAUGCUCAAAUUAUUAGAUCUAGAACUGAUACUUAUGGCCCAGUUGGAAAUGCUCUGAUUUCAAUGUACUCCAAGUCUGGUGGAGUUGAAAUUGCCCAGAAGAUAUUCAGCAGAAGUGCAACUACCGAUCUCAAUGUAAUCUCAUUUACAGCUCUAAUUGAUGGCUACAUCAAGCUUGGGGACAUCAGCCCUGCCAGACAGAUUUUUGACUCGAUGAAAUAUCGUGAUGUGGUUGCAUGGACUGCCAUGAUUGUAGGUUAUGUGCAAAAUGGAUUUAAUAAUGAUGCAAUUGAGCUCUUUAGAUCCAUGCUGAAGGAAGGCCCCAAGCCUAACAACUUCACCCUGGCAGCAAUGCUAAGUGUUUGUUCUAGUUUGGCUUCUCUGGAACAUGGGAAGCAAAUUCAUGCUAGUGCUAUAAGGUCAGGAGAAGAAUUAUCAGUUUCUGUAGGCAAUGCCCUCAUUACCAUGUAUGCCAAAGCUGGGACCAUUGAAGGGGCCAGACGUGUGUUUAAUCAAGUCCAUUGGAACAGAGAUACUGUCUCUUGGACCUCUAUGAUCGUAGCUUUAGCUCAACAUGGUCUGGGAGAAGAAGCCAUAGCGUUGUUUGAAAAGAUGCUUACGUUUGGAGUCCAACCUGAUCAUAUAACAUAUGUUGGAGUGAUCUCUGCAUGUACCCAUGCAGGGUUGGUAGAAAAAGGUCAGAAUUACUUUAAUUUAAUGCAGAAUGUACACAUGAUUGAACCCACCCAAAGCCAUUAUGCCUGCAUGAUUGACUUGUUUGGACGUGCUGGAUUAUUCCAAGAAGCCCAAGAUGUCAUAGAGAAGAUGCCAAUCAAACCAGAUGUUAUAGGUUGGGGUUCACUUUUAGCAUCUUGCAAGGUUCAUAAAAAUGUGGAGUUGGCAAGAACUGCUGCAGAGAAUUUGCUAAGUAUUGACCCAGAACACAGUGGGGCCUAUUCUGCUCUUGCCAAUGUAUAUUCUGCGUGUGGAAGAUGGAACGAUGCUGCUAAGAUCCGAAAGUUAAUGAAGGAUAGAGGUGUAAAGAAAGAUCAAGGAUUUAGUUGGAUUCAGAUCAAGAAUAAAGUUCAUGUUUUUGGGGUUGAAGAUGGUAGUCACCCACAGAAAGAUGCAAUCUAUCAGGCAAUUGCAAAGCUGUGGGAGGAGAUUAAAAAGAUGGGUUUCAUCCCCGACACUGAAGCAGUAUUACAUGAUCUUGAAGAAGAGUUGAAGGAACAGAUAUUGAGCCAUCACAGUGAGAAGCUUGCACUUGCAUUUGGGCUUAUAAGUACUCCUGAGAAAACAACAUUAAGGAUCAUGAAGAACCUCAGAGUAUGUAGUGACUGCCACUUGGCCUUUAAGUUCAUCUCUAAGCUUGUGGGAAGAGAAAUCAUAUUGAGGGAUGUCACCCGUUUUCACCAUUUCAAGGAUGGAUCAUGUUCUUGUCAGGAUUAUUGGUAAAUUCAAGAGUUAAUUAUCAUGUUAUGUAUGGCAACCUUGACAUUAUGUAUUUAAUCCCAGCUUACUGGAAUACCCUGGGGGAAAAGUUUCCAAGCACCUAUUAUUAUAUUUUUCAAAGAUCCUUAUCCAGU
Molecule: messenger RNA, 2510 nt
Organism: Telopea speciosissima
Lineage: Eukaryota; Viridiplantae; Streptophyta; Magnoliopsida; Proteales; Proteaceae
Product: pentatricopeptide repeat-containing protein At2g22070
Exons: 1
Coding region: 1-2379 (792 amino acids)
Biological process (GO): RNA modification
Molecular function (GO): protein binding; zinc ion binding; RNA binding
Source: RefSeq, a predicted model, not a curated record